AUGUACGCGAUGCUGUCGAUAGCGGACGACGCCCCCGUCCUGCAGACGCUGCAGGCCCACGGGAGCGACGUCACCUCGUGCGACUUCGGGGGCAACUACUUCCUGGCCUCCGGCUCGGGGGACAAGACGGCGCGCGUGUGGGAGUGGAGCGCGGGCCAGGGCUACGUGGAGGCCCCCUACUCCCCGCUGGCCGCCCACAAGUACGGGGUGACGUGCGUGCGCUUCUCCCCGCGCGGCACCAUGCUGGCCACCGCCUCCAUCGACGGCUGCACCAUCCUGUGGAACGUGCGGACGGGGGUGCGCAUCCACACGUUCAUCCAGACGAGCGGCGGGGCGGUGCGUGUGUGCCGCUUCUCCCCGGACUCCACCCUGCUGGUCGCUGCGGGGGACGACGGCUCCGUGUGCCUGUGGAACCUCGUGCGCCGCAACUUGGUCAGGACGUUCCAGGAGCACGAGGGCACGGUCCAGACGGUGGCGUUCACCCCGGACUGCGCCUACCUGGUGACGGCGUGCACGCUCGGCGUCAUGAAGCUGUGGUCGGUGGCGGAGCUGGCUGACGGGGGCGCCGGUGUGUCCUGCCGGCUGUCUGUGGACGAUGCCCACGACCUGGGGGUCGUCAGCAGCGACUUCUCCCCCGCGCGGCACCUCGCAGAGGAGGGAGACACGGGCUACCUGCUGGCCACCAGCGGCAACGACUCAGAGGUGAAGCUGUGGCGGCUGGAGGUCGGCCCGUACGACAAGUGCCAGGGGGCGUCGCCCUGCGAGCUGUCCCUGUGCGCCAGCCUCGAGGGCCACACCUCGGCCGUGAUGUGCGCGCGCUUCUCCCCCGGGGGCCACUACGUCGCCUCCUCCGGCCUCGACAAGACCGUCCGCCUGUGGGCCCUGGACGGGACGUGCGUGUGCGUGCUGGAGAAGCACACGCGCUACGUCGCCUGCUGCUCCUUCUCCAGGGACGGGAUCCUCCUGGCCACGGGCUCCAACGACAGGUCCCUGGUUGUCUGGGAUCUGUCGUCGAGCCUCACUCUCGACUCGGAGCUGGUGAAGCCUUGCAGUGCCUUGAGCCACUACGGGAACAACAACAAGGAGGGUGGCGCGGGGCUGCAGGAGCAGGAGGCAGCCACGGAGGGGGGGGAGGUGAAGCUGCUGCAGCGGCUGGACCAGCACGCCGGCGCCGUCAACUCCUGCCACUUCAGCGGCAGCAGCCUACUGGCCUCGGGUGCCAGCGACAAGCUGGUGCGGGUGUUUGCGCGCUCGGAGGAGGGGCGCUUCCAGGAGGCGGACUGCUCCCCGCUGGAGGGGCACAGCUACGCCGUCAACAAGGUGGAGUUCUCCCCGGCGGGCGGCCUGCUGGCCUCCUGCUCCAUGGACGGCACCUCCGUGGUGUGGGACGUGCAGACGGGCGGCCGAGCGCGCCCCAGCUUCCAGUGCAGCGGCAGCGGCCUGCGCGCGUGCCGCUUCUCCCCCGACGGCCACCUGCUGGUCACGGCCGGUGACGACGAGCGCGCCAGCGUGUGGGCCGUGGGCACCAUGGAGCUGCUCAUGUGCGUGGAGGGCCACAGCGAUGCGGUGGUGGGCGCGGCCUUCACGCCGGACAGCCGGCUCCUGGCGACGGCCAGCUCGGACGGCACGGCGCGGCUGUGGUGCGUGGCGCCGUGCUCCGAGGCCUGCCUGCUCACCCAGGAGGAGGCCCACGACCUGGGCGCCCAGAGCUGCGACUUCUCGCCCGCCGAGGGCGUCGCCAGCGCCGGGCUGAGGGACCGGCGGUACCGCUACCUGCUGGCGACGUGCGGCAACGACUCGCUGGUGAAGCUGUGGCGCGUGACGGCGGUGGAGUGCGUGCCCUGGCGCUCCCUGCUCGGGCACGGCGGCAGCGUGAUGUGCGUGCGCUUCUCGGCCGUCACGGGCGAGCUGCUGGCCUCCACCGCCACCGACAAGACCGCCCGCCUCUGGAACACGUACACGGGCGAGUGUGUUCACGUGCUGGAGGGACACGACAGCCUCGUGACAGCCUGUGCCUUCUCCGGGGACUCCUCCUUGCUGGCCACGGGCUCCAUGGACAAGAGCAUCAUCCUGUGGGAGCUGCCGCAGCAGCUGGUGUUCCAGAGCCAGGCCGCGGGUCGUCUCCGCGGCCGCAGCAAGAAGCUGUUGCAGUGGAGCGCGGAGGACGUGAGCCAGUGGCUGGCGGAGCUGGACCUGCCCGAGCUGGCCGGCCGGGUCAGGGGCGCCAACCUGACGGGCCACCGGCUCCUCGCCCUGCCCCCGUCCGAGGUCGCCGCCCUGCUGGACGCUGGCGACGCAGACGUGCAGCGCAAGCUGAGCCUGCACCUGUUCUGGCUGAAGAAGGGCGACGCAGACGUCCUGGAGCUGCCGGCUGACGUCGCUCUGCCCCACGAGUUCCUGUGCCCCAUCACGCACGAGCUCAUGAGGGACCCUGUCACCUGCUCCGACGGCUUCACGUACGAGCGGGCGGCCAUCAACGAGUGGUUCAUGAGCGGCAAGUUCUCCAGCCCGAUGACCAACGCCACGCUCACGGACACCUCCUGCGCGGCGAACGUGCGCCUGCACGCCGCCAUCUGCCAGUUCCUGUACGGCGAAGACGAGCCGUGAAGCCAUCGCCCACUGUCUCCCGCUGGUUGUGAAGUACUCUGUACGUUAGCACCCUCAAAGGACUGCACUACGGCGGAGAGUCAUCAAGUGUCACAAAAUAACUUGCAACGAUAAUCACAUCAAAACUACUAUUACCGUAUUUACUCGUGUAUAGCGCGCACCACGAUUUUUGCAACAAAUACCAAAAAAAAAAUUAUAAUUUUUUGCCCCAAAAAAAUAAUUUUACUAACAUUUUGUGGUACCUGUUAAGUAAUUACUUAUGAAACAAAUGAUUAUUUAAAUUGAUGUGUAGUGAUGUGUCAGGAAACUACUUAAAUUAAAUACUCUUCCACCUGAAAGCGAAACUUUUGUGGCACACUGUACCAUCUGAAACGACACGGGGGCAAGCUAAACUCUGCUGUGUAGACGGAAGAUAAUGAAGCGCUGUAUCGUCACAACUGGUACAGAGCGGGAGGGAGGGAGGGAGGGAGGCAGGCAGGAACGGGACUACGACCAUCAAGUAACCUUGACAGUUGACAGGACUAAACACCACCACUCCCGUCACCGUUGCGCCGAGGACUAGAUGACUCACCUCGCGCCCGCACGUGUGUGUGUGUGUGUGUGAAAGAGAGGCCUUGUUGCUUGUGCGUAUGUGUGGGGUCACCCAUCACCCGGCAGUUAACGACUAACACUCCUCCUCCCCACCUCCCCCCUUCAACUUUUUUUUUCGGUGUAUAGCGUGCAUCCUUGAUUUUUUUCCUUUACUUGAGGGAAAAAAGGGCGUGCUAUACACGAGUAUACAGUGAAACCUCAUUAAUACAUACCUGAAGGGGAGUAAAAUAUUUCAGUUUGUAAUAACGAGGUUCAUAUUAAUGAGGUUCUUGAGCCAAUAGGUAGAAUAAGAACUCGAUAAGAAAUAUUGAAUUCCUACAUGUCAGAGCACUAAAAAUGUGGAAUAUUAUUAUUGUAAUAGAAGCCAGAUAUUGACAUGCACACUAACAAAAUACACUUAGAAGCAAUUUUAAUAAAAUAUACUAUAACAGACUGAUAAUUAGUAUACAUAUACGUAUGUAUGUAUUCUUAUUUAAUUUGUUUCCAAAGUUUUGACAAAAAUGAUUAACAUUUACCGUACAGUUAAUUGCUGUUGAGUGUAUAGCAAUUCUUAUGCAAAGUAUGCAAGAUAUAUUUACAUAGGUUUAAAAAAAUCAUUAAUUUUUUUCUGGACACACUUAUCUCUGUAAAUAUCAUUUACAGCAGAACAUAUCUUCUCAAAUCCUGCAAUCAAGUCAAUUGGCACAUCACUUGCAGCAAGUACAUUUUUCAGUGUACGCAAAGCACUGAUUGUGUCACUUUUGCUUGGAAGUUUAUGCACUACCUCACCAUUGUCGUCAUCACCAUCAUUAUCCUGACUUGUACCACCCUCACAAAGUGACUGUACAGCGUCAGCCCUUGGUGUUUCCUGUAAUCCUCGUGAACCAACAAGAUCUUCUGCAGUUAAUCUUGCACUGGUGUACACACUGUCAUCAAUAUGAACAAACUCAUUGAAGUCAUUAUCAACUUGCACAUGUUCUUUUAACUCUUGCCAAUCCUCUAAAGGUUGAUCACAGUCAGGUUCUUCAACAGUUUGCUGGCCAAAACCACUUUUUGCAAAGCAAUGCACAAUUGUCUUUUGGCUGAUGCUGUCCCACGACAUGGCUAUACUGCGGAUAGCAUCCAAAACUGACCAUCUAGGAAGCUCAGUCUUUCCUUUUUCACACUGCCUGAUAAGGUAUUUCACCAAGCGCUGUCUGUAGUUUCUUUUGAAGCACUGUAUUAUACCUUGGUCAAGUUGUUGUGUCACACUUGUUGUAUUUGGUAGCAAGAAGAGUAAGGUAAUGUUUUCCAACUUCAUACCAUGAGCAGUAUGUGCAGCACAGUUGUCCAACAAUAACAAAAUUUUGCGAUUUAGAGUCGCCAUUUUCCUGUCCAAUUUUAACAACCACAACUGGAAAAUUUUUGUGGUGACCCAAGCCUUACUGUUUGCCUCGUAUCUACUGGCAGGUUUUUUGCUGCAAGAUCUUUGAAACAUCUUGGCUUGGCAGACUUGCCAAUAACCAAGGGUUGAAGUUUAGUACUGCCAUCAUGAUUACAACAUAGUAAAACUGUAAGACGAACUUUACUGUGUUUACCGCCAUGGCAGUUUUCACCUUUUACGGUUAGAGUUUUAUUGGGCAACAGAUUGUAAAAAAGCCCUGUUUCAUCCAUAUUAAACACAUCUUGUGGUGCAAAUUUAAUUACGAUGGUCUGUACUGACUGAAGCCAGUCACUCGUUGCUGUUUGGUCGACAGCUGCAGAUUCGCCACAAAUGGUUUUUGUGGCCAAAUUAUGCCUAUCUUUGAAGCGUUGAAGCCAUCCGUUGCUGCAAUGGAAAUCAUCAAUUCUGAGUUGCAGUGCCAGCUGAUCAGCCUUUUCUUGGAUAAUAGGCCCGGAAAUUGGAACUCUGGCGGCGCGCAUCUGAUGAAACCACUCCAGCAGUUUGGCCUCUAAUUCGGAAUGUUUACCGACGCGCAUCCUUUUCUUAGUUUGAUUACUACCUUUCCUGACCGCUUCUUCUAUUUUAUCUGCUUGUUUUAGAAUUGUACUUACGGUUGAUUUUGAUAUACCAAACUCUUCAGAAAGUUCUGUUUUCGUUUUUUCACCCUGACGAACUGAAUUUAUUAUCUUAAUUUUCGUCUUCAAUGCAAUUUCCUUGCGUUUACGUUUUGCCUCCAUUUUUAUGUGUGUACGUACAAAUUCUAAAGUGUAAUAAAAUUCUCACGAGAUAAUUCACUUAAACUUUCAUUACAACGUACACAAAUAUUAAACGGGUUAGGCGUAAUAUAUAUUUUGAUAUUAUUGGUCCGGCACAGAUUCAUGUAUACAAAGGAAGUACAAAAUCGAACAUAAAUACAAUCCCACGUGAAGUUCGAUAUAUCGAAUAUUGUACAAACGCGAGUGAUUUCUGAACAUAUCGAACACACGAACGAGUGAUUUUGAAAACAUAAGAGUUAAAAACACACUUUGGACACUCAGGCGGGGCCGUAUCUUUGUGGUAAUCUUUGGUUCGUAUUAAACGGUAAACAUGACUGUUUGUUUAUAUGGAAGGGAAUUGUUAUUGUUCGCUAUACAUAAUAACGAGAAUUUCGUAUUAACCAAACAAAUCUUCAUUGUGUUUAAAGGGCAUAUUUCACGGGGAAAUAGUAAUAGGUAAUAUUAACGAGUCGUUCGUAAUAAGCGGGAUGAUAUUAACGAGGUUUCACUGUAUACGGUUUAUCCCUACAUAAUCUCCACCAAUAUUUACGCACACAUACCAUCAUUUUUAUCAAUGCCAAAUACAGACUGCAUUAAAAUUUUUUUGGGUUCCUGUCUCUCAUAAACAUUUUGACUUUAUGUUGCCCCUCUACCUCACAAAUCAUCGCGCACCAACAUUUUUUGAAACUGAAUGAUGCAUGCGUUCUUGCUAUCUAGUCAACAUCAAAAACAAUGUCAUAAGGCUGGAUGAUGCUAUCAGUCAUUUGACGUUCUUGGAAAGUGCUUGCUUCUGCUUUUUUAGGAUGCAUCACAUUAAUUUCUGACUUUCUUAAUGACGCCCCGAUAAAAUUUACAUCACAUUGUGUUGCUGAACGUGCGUAAGAUCCCUCACGGACGGCCUCUACGCAGUACGGAGUUCCGCGCGACGGAUCCAGCGUGUACGUACUUGUCCACGGUGAUGAUAAUAAACAGAAGCAUUUUCGGAUCUACGUUCAUGUGACAACUCUGCAUAAGUACCCACAGUUCCACGGUUUUACUUGUAUUUUAGAUACACUCUGUAACAUUACUGUAAGAUUUCAUUAAUGAAUUUUCAAGGGACUUAAAAUUUUAGGCUUAUUAAAUAAGAAGAUCUGAAAAAGGUCUAAUCAUAACCGUAUUUACCCGCAAAGGAGUUGCUCCAGCGAAUGGUUUGCACCUUUAAUUUAGGGCAUGAAAAUAUUAACAUUUUCACCGUAAGGGUCGUCCUCGAAUAGGGUCUGUCUUCACUAGAGUUCCAUGGAUGCAAGUGAAGUCUGUGUUCCGUGUCUCAGCUUAUUAGCACGUAAGAAAUACAGCACUGAUGUAGACACUAGUUCUUCUGUGUCUGUUUACUAGGGGUUGAGGGGGGGGGGGGGGGGUCAGGCCCAGAAAUUCAGUUAUUGCUUGAAGUUGUCUUUUCUUAGACAUUUUUGCUUGAGCUGUUCGCAGUGUCAGCGCUCAAUGUAUAGAUUACAAAAGACUUGUUUUGAAGCAUAGCCCUCGCCUCAUUAACACAUUCCUGUGAGAUGUUGUAGGAAGUUAUUCGAAGAAGCUCACAUCCAACUGCUGGAGGUUGAGUUUAUGGAAAGAUUGGUUUGUACGAGAAGCAGCGGCAUUAGCAGCUCGUGGCACAUUGCUGUUAUGUCAUGUCUGUUCCAGCACAUAAGGACACUAGCUUUGUUCAGAAUUGCUUUCAUGCCAAAAACAAACAAAAAAAUAAGUAAGGGGUGCAGUGGAGUAUAGUUGCUUUAUGCUUUUUGCUUUUUGUAUUCACACUGCAAAUACUAUAUUGUAAUUUUUGCUGCUUUCCUAUAUUUCGCUUGAAAUAGGUAACAAGUUUUAGGUUGCAUAAGUUAAAAAAAUAUUGACCUAGCAACCAUUAAGUGCUGCUGAAAAAUUUUUGUAGACAAAAUAUCCCCCCUUCUUGCCCUCAAUAUAAAUUUCAGGUAACGCCCCUUGAUUAUGUUUCGUACGACCGAGCAACCAGCCGUGAUACGUCGCCAACUUCACUUCUCGUCCAAGCACUCUGCGCAACACAGCCACUCGACCAGUGUUGCUUGGACUGGCACAAACGCUACAGGCAGAAUAAACUGCAAUUUGUCUUUGUUGGACCAGUCUGUAAACUUCUAGCUUUCCUGUGUCAGUUUCUUCUGUAAAGCAGUUUAAACGAGAGUCAAAAUAAAGUAGUUUGGCUUCUGGGUUGUAGCCGUGUCAUCGACGUUUCGAUCGACAUUGCAUUCGCCAUCAUCAGGGUAGCGAUCCUGAGGUUAUUACAAGUUGUUCUCGCCUGAGAGGAGUGUUUCCCUAUUAGCUGCAGCUGUGGGCCAAUCACAGCCUUCCUUUCGUCUAGAAAUAUUUAUUAAAUGAGAGUCAGUAUUCGGAUUGAAUUUGUGAAUGCUUCACUCACCAAGAAUUCAGUUGUACGUGAAGUUCGGUCAUUAACUACCAUUCCUCCUCCCCACAUCUUAUCUUCCCUUCCUUUAGCUUCACUUCUCGAGAAUCCCCAUUGUUUCUGUGCAGAAAACAUGUGUUGGAAAUUAUGCUUUAGUGAAAUGUAUGUAUAAUUCUUAGCAGUAACACAUUCAGGAAUUUGUAAAAAAAAACAAUAGACACUAAAAAAUGGUAGCAUUAUGUGUGAAGUGUAUAAGUUAUUACUGGUUCAUAGGUUUGUUUGUCCAAUUUAAAACUGUAUUUUUAUCUUUAGUGAUACUGAUACAUAAUCACAAAAAAAUAUAUUGACGUAAGACAUUUAUGUUUACAGCUUACACCAAAGCACAUCAGUGAUACCAAGUGACGAUAUUCUAAAUUUGGUUUGUGAUAAUAUUUGUUGUGUGGAAUCACGAUAUUUUCUGUAAGAGUAUUUUUGCACAUCAUUGUGGGUUGGGUGUUGUCAAUUAAAAUUGUUUUUGAGGUUGGUAACAGUUUUCGUCUUACAUAUCUUUUUUUGUAUACAUUUUUAUAGCAGAUGUCUUUUUGUAAAUCCUAACCAUCACCUUAAAUAAGAAUCACAUAAAGUAAUGAAUUUUGGUCAAUGUUGGCAGAGGCCUAAAAUUAAUAACAAACUUAAAAAUGUAUUUAAUAAUUCAUCUGAUAAAUACUUAUUAUGUAUGCAGUUGUUAUUCAUAUAGAAAAAUAGAUGUUAGUGUGUUGUAGACACAUUUUUACAGACAUAUUUAUCAUUAGAAAAAAAAAAUAGUUUCAGUGACAUUUAUAUUGCCUGUUUGUAUAGCCUAAUAUAAACCUCAAAAUGAUAUUGCAAUUUUGUUUCUGUAUAAACUGUAUAAAUUAAUGAUAAUAUAUUGCAGCAAUGGAUUUUGCACUAUGUAGCAGCAUGCAAGAUUUCAACAAGAACUUUUAUUAUUGCUAUUUAAUGGAAAAUAUAAAUUUUACUUUUGUGUGAAGGGAUAAAGGAUAUUAUGUGAUGUAUUGGCAUUAUAUACCUAUGUUAUGUAUGUUUUAUAUGUACUACUUUAAUUCUAAACUAAAUAAUUACUAAAUUUGACUUUAUUAUUGUUAAAAAUUUUGUUGAUAGCUCAUACCUUCAUUACUAGGUAAAAUAAAGUUGAAACUGCAGAUAUUCUGUCUUAUAAAAGUAUUGACCGCCAAAUAUUUUUGAGGAGUUAUUUGUUCUUACACAGAAAAGUCAUAAUUUUUUGUAAGAAUUUUUAUGUUGUGUACAAGAGGUCAAAAAGCUGGAGUAAAAAAUUAAUUUGUUCAAAGUAAGCAACUUUUUUUUUUCCUUAAUGGUUAAAACCACAUAGGUACAUAUAUGAAUAUUCAUACCUGCUAAAUAAAACCGUAUUCGACACUUUAUGUGUAAUUAAUAUAAUUUAUUUGUUGAUAAGUGACGCAAUUCUGUGUUUUGUAUUUUGUCAUUAUGUCUUUUUUUUUUUUCUAUGAUGGAAAAAUGAUGUGUAUGAUUUUCACUUUGUUUCUUAAACAGUACCUAACUUAAAAUGGUACGAGAAUAAUCCAGUUUUGUCAUGACAUUUUACUAGCGUGACAUAGCCACACUUGUGGAUUGACGUUUCUCGGGAAUAGGCAGGGGGAGAUAUACAUUUAUUAUGAUUUUUAAUUUUACUUUUUAGAAGUAUUUAUACCAUGUUUGUUCAGGUUUGUUAAGAUACAUGUUAUUACUCAUUUUUCUAACGAUUUAUACUUUUUAUUUGUGUAAAUUACUGUUAACUUUAUGAAGCAAUAAAGCUAGACUUUCACUCUGAA
Molecule: messenger RNA, 9594 nt
Organism: Bacillus rossius redtenbacheri
Lineage: Eukaryota; Metazoa; Arthropoda; Insecta; Phasmatodea; Bacillidae
Product: WD repeat, SAM and U-box domain-containing protein 1-like
Exons: 17
Coding region: 1-2607 (868 amino acids)
Biological process (GO): protein ubiquitination
Molecular function (GO): protein binding; ubiquitin-protein transferase activity
Source: RefSeq, a predicted model, not a curated record